This is a messenger RNA of Hermetia illucens (black soldier fly), 658 nucleotides long. Its product is annotated as larval cuticle protein A2B-like. The record is from RefSeq and is a predicted model, not a curated record. The transcript has 2 exons. Gene Ontology annotation, cellular component: extracellular matrix. NCBI's taxonomy places the organism in Eukaryota, Metazoa, Arthropoda, Insecta, Diptera, Stratiomyidae. The coding region runs from base 4 to 606 and encodes 200 amino acids.
CGCAUGCCCGAUGAAGUCAGUCCACAUAACAACUCUCCAGAAGCAAAAGCCAACGCAAAUAACACAAUGGCAUUCAAGUUUGUAGCUAUUCUCGCUUUCGUGACUGUCGCCAAUGCCGGUCUCCUCCCUGCUGUCCAAGUAUACAGUGCUGCUCCAGUAGUAGCCGCUGCUGCUCCCGUUUUGGCCAAGGCUGUUGAUGAAUAUGAUCCACAUCCACAAUACAAUUUCGCUUACGAUGUUCAAGAUUCACUCACCGGAGAUUCAAAGAGCCAAGUUGAAGCUCGUGAUGGAGAUGUUGUCCGUGGUCAAUACUCCCUCAUUGAUGCCGAUGGACAUCAACGCAUUGUCGACUACACCGCUGACCCAAUCAAUGGAUUCAACGCUGUCGUCCAACGUAACCCAAUCGGUACUGCCGUAGUUGCUAAAACCGUUGCUCCCGUUGCCCCAGUCAUCGCUAAAACUGUUGUCCCAGCCGCAUACUCAGCUCCUCUUAUUGCCAAAACUGUUGCCCCAGUUGCAUACGCCGCUCCAGCUCCCUAUGCUGCUCCAGCCGCUGCCAUUGUGAAAACUUCAUUCGCUUCACCAAUUGUCUCAUAUGCUCAUUAAUUUAUUUUUGUAACUAAUGAAAGUGUGAUUGAAAUAGAAAAUUUUAAAAAUA